ACACCAAAUUCCGUCCUGAGUUUCCUGUCGGCAAAACAACGUGCAUGUAUUCCCGUCUGAAGCGAUUCUCGCUUGACGUGUAACCAUAAAAAACUGUCCCCCUUUCGAUGCUUGUUCGACCGUCGGGCAUGGUACCUAGCUACAGCCAGUACAGGUGGCUAGUGAGCACGUCGCUGGUGACCGAGAUCGUGCUGCUGCUAUCCAUCCUGCAGCGUGCCUGCGGCGGGGGUGAAGUGAUAUAUGCCAUUAAUUGCGGUGGAGACGCCCACGUUGACAUCCACGGUGUUCGAUACGAGAGAGAUCCGCUGCCGGAUGACUCAGUCGGCAUACCGUCGGAAUACGGCAAGCAGCUGACGAUACAGCGUGUCGUCGGGCAGGACCAGAUCUUAUACCAGACUGAGCGCUACCACGACGCCAACUUCCAGUACAACGUCGCCGUGACGACCGACGGGGAGUACGUCGUCGUGCUGAAGUUCAGCGAGGUCUACUUCACGGCGCCGAGCAUGAAGGUGUUUGACGUGCGGAUAAACGGCAUCGACGUCAUCACGGACCUGGACAUCUACAAGGAGGUCGGCCGCGGCGUCGCCCACGACGAGCUGCUAGAGAUAACCGUCUCCAAGGGCAAGCUGCUCGUCGCAGACGCCGAGAUUACCUUCAACGGCGUCCUCAAUGUCGAGUUUGUCAAGACGGACAGAGAUAAUCCUAAAAUCAAUGCGAUCUACGUGAAGAAGGGGACUAAAGAAGACGUCCCCAAGCUGCCCGAGUGGCCGACAUCGUCCGAGUUUGAAACCGACGAGGAGGAGGAGGAGCACGACGACGACGACGACGACGACGACGAGGAAGAAGAGGAGGAGGAGGCGCGGCCGAAGGCGGACAGCAAGCAGAAGGCGAAGAAGAGGAAGCCGUCGGGACCGAAGCUCGCCGACCCGUACGCGACGACGGACACGCACACGAUGCUGCCGAUCUUCAUUGCCGUCGGAUGCUUCAUACCGCUCCUCUUCUUCCUCUGCAAGCUCUGAUGCGAGCGAGCGAGCGAGCGGCGCCGCCUGGCGGGAUAGACGCGGGAGU
Priapulus caudatus is the source of this 1068-nucleotide messenger RNA. Its product is annotated as malectin-B-like. Gene Ontology annotation, molecular function: carbohydrate binding. The record is from RefSeq and is a predicted model, not a curated record. Gene Ontology annotation, cellular component: membrane. The transcript is spliced from 5 exons. Bases 108 to 1019 code for a protein of 303 amino acids. Lineage: Eukaryota; Metazoa; Priapulida; Priapulimorpha; Priapulimorphida; Priapulidae.